UGUAGUUUGUCCAGCCUAUCAAACCUGCGCAUCCUAUUUCGAGUCGAAUUGGCAGGGAUAACAACGCACUUAUAUAUUCGGAAUUAGAUCCUUUCGGGUUGCGGCGCUCUAAUUCCGAUCUUUUCAAUUCCAGUUUCAAAAGCCCUGUUUUUUUUCUUGGUGCUAAAUCCUACCCAAUUCGGCAUCCCAGAGACAUGAGAGGUUCCGCCGGCGCCAGCGGCGGCCGCGGCAGGGCCAGUCGGGAGAAGUACCGGAAUCCCUGCCUCACGAUGCACCAGCCGUGGGCCUCGCUCUUGGUCCAUGGCAUCAAGCGCAUCGAGGGGAGAUCAUGGCCAGCUCCUCUUACUGGUCGACUUUGGAUUCAUGCUGCAUCGAAAGUUCCGGAUGCAGAAACCAUCAAAGCAAUGGAGGAGUUCUACAGGGAAAUAUAUGCCACUAAUGGGAUCACUGAUAUAAAGUUUCCAGAGCACUAUCCGGUCUCACGACUUCUAGGUUGUGUUGAAGUGGUAGGCUGCCUUAAAAGUGAAGAGCUGGUGUGUUGGGAGGCAUUACCUGAAUCGGUAAGGCUAGAAGGCCUGACAGACUUCUGCUGGCUCUGUCAGAACCCACAGAAACUGUUAGUUCCGUUUGAAAUGCGAGGUUAUCAGGGUGUUUAUAACCUGGAAAAAAGGAUCUAUGAGGCAGCAGUAAGAGGUCUUUGCCCUGUGCAAUGUCCUCAACCAGUGAAGUUUCCACUGCCGGAUCCCCAAGAUCCUUUGUCACUGAGGCCAGGAUCUCUUGCCUCAUACUUCAGCAGUUCUAAAACAUCCACAGCGGAGACACCACCUAGUGUUAGUGCUGCAAUAGCUGGUGCACGGGCUGCAGCUGCACAGUUUUCAAAGAAAGAUCAGAGCAAAGGAACCAGUAGUAAUCAAAUUGACGUAAUUCAAAAAAGUGAGCAUGAAUUCACAGGAACCAGUCUCAAUAUAACUACGGAGGAUGGAAGGUUGUAUUGGUUCCCAAAUGGAAGGUCACAUCGGGGCUACCAGACCCGUAACCAUAAGGAACAGAAGACCACCCCAGAAAACAGAGAACAUAGCAGAGGCCGCACUAAGGAAUUUAGCAGCGAUCUUAUUUUACAACCUGGAGCUUCUAGUAAGCUUUUUGCAGCAGCAUUGGAAGGACUGAAGUUGAAUUAACUAUCUGGCUUGCUGUUGAGAGCUUUCGGAACUGACAGAGUAGUGCAUCCCUUUUUUAUUUUGAACAGUGGAUUAUGUGAAGUUGCUCGCAUAGGUGUUGCUGCACCCUAAAAGUAUUUACAAAAGGCUUUUGAGUUGUUCCUAUACCGUUGUAUAGUUUCUUGCCCAUUGUUUAUCAGUAUCUAGUAAGUUUAGGUCCCUGUGUGUUUUAAAUUCGAGCAUUUAAUUUUGCUUAUCGUGUAAGUUCCCUGCCAUAAUUGGGAUAAAAUGGUGGUAGGUAGCAACAGUCCACUGAAUUAUGGUGUAAUUUGAUGUACACGCUGUCUUAAAAUUAUUUAGGAAUCCAAAAUUUGUUUGAUCCAGGCUUACUGA
This is a messenger RNA of Elaeis guineensis (African oil palm), 1550 nucleotides long. RefSeq lists its product as uncharacterized. The record is from RefSeq and is a predicted model, not a curated record. Lineage: Eukaryota; Viridiplantae; Streptophyta; Magnoliopsida; Arecales; Arecaceae.